AUGCCGGAUGGGCAAGACGCGCAGAGGGGGCAGUGUGAGGUGUUGGAGGCCGACGAGGAGGGGGAGGAGGGAGGAGGAGCGCCUCCUCCGGCGGGGCCUCGUCCUGUUCCCCCUUCCUCCUCGCAUUCCUCUGUUCUUCUUCCUUUGAGCACCUUGAGGAGGAAGACUCGUGAUCUGCCGAACCUCUGCAACUGCCACUGCUGCGGCCUCCGGUUCCCGGACAAGGGAAGGAGGGAGCGGCUGCAACUGCUGGAUAGCCACUGGCGGAUCGCUCUCCUCUGCAAGGCGUGCCUCCGGGCCGUACGCUCCGGGGAGGCAUGCUCCUACUGCUUCGCGACCUUCGCUGAGACAGAUGAGGGCUCCUCCGUCGAUUGCUGCCAUUGCUCCCGCCGAGUCCAUCUCAGAUGUCUGCCGGCGCAGAGAGGAUAUCUCCUUCCGUCCGAUCUCCGUCCUGACUUCUCCUGCAUCGAUUGCUGCCCCUUUCUCAAGAAACCUAGCAAGUUCAAGUAUUCUCGUCCAGCUAGGGUUUCCAUGGAGAACGCGACGACGAGCACCGAAUUCGCCGUGGCGUCUGGGGCAAGGUCGCUGGCAGAGGCCGCUGCACCACCGCAUCCUGCAGAUCCGGCAAGCAGUGCGAUGGACUCGGCUCCCCUGCCGGAGCUCCCGAGAGAUGCAGCAGUUCCCGAUGGGGAGAUGGCUCUUCAGCUUCAUCGGGCUAUGAAUGGCUCGCAGAGAAUCACCAGGAAUUCAUGCACUGCAGAUUCAGACAGUUCGAGUGAUCACGAGAGAGGGCAUCCCGGAAUCAGUCUGUCGAACCAGGAGCCAGAGAUCUGUGGGAAGGCGGAGCUUGCAGCAGAGAACAUGCUCCUUGAGACCGUGGAGAACCCGUAUGUUGAACCAUUGGAGGCUAUCGCUUCGUCUGAAGGGAAUCCAGACAUGGACCAAGCAAAAUUCCUGAGGAAGAAGCUGAGCUUUCAGAGCAAACCCAAUGGAGCGGAGAUGCCUGGGAGGGGAGGAGAGGCUGGACUUUCCGACGAUCAUGUAGAGCGGAUCGGAGACAACAGCAGCAUCGAUCAUUCAUCACCCUCGCUUCCAGUGCCCGAAUUGCCAAGCAUCGACUGCUCCAAAUUUCCCCAGGAAUGGAGGCCGUGUUUACCUGAUCGAUAUAUGAAGAAGUAUUGUAAGAGAUCGCCAGGGAAGAAGGAUAAAUAAGAAAAAGAAAGAGGGAUCAACUUGUUUCUCUGACAUGGAUAGCUCGUCAUUUUCUUCUGUGAACCCUCCAGUUCUUGUGCGUGCUACUCCCCAUACGAGUUCUCAGGUUCAAAGGUAAGAGCAAAAGACUGAAGCUCUGCCCUGCCAUUUUUUUUCUUCCUUCACAUCGGUGUAUCCUUUGCUGUCUUGUGAUGCAUGAUUCUGAAGUAGAACAAAACUAUAAAUGUCUUCUUUGGGAAAUAAGAACAGCAUUUUCCCUAAAAAAAGUGAUUUUUUCUUGGCAGGACUUUUGAUGAACUUUGCCAGGAUCUUUCGGGGAAUUCACUUUUGCCCAUAAUUAGUGUUUUUGAUGUGCAUGACAUGAAGCAUACUUUAUCUGGUCUUUUUGAGGAAAAGAAAAGCUUUCUGAUAUUUUUAUUGCGUGAUUUAUUCAUUGCUCGAAUGCUUCAGACGUUUUUUGGUGGAUCUCUGAACCAAAGCAAUAUAGUGCUUGAUCCUUCUAUUAGCAUUCAAUCCUCUUCGUCAGAUUACUGUCCUACUCUUCGUGCCUUAUUAUUCUCUAUUUAUUGCCUCACUCAACUGGCGGAGACUUGUUCCUCAACCACAAAGUCGUUGAUGAGUGGGAAUCACCCACCCCAGUAAGAAUGAGCCAUGAAUGAAUGAAGUAAUCUUGAAGAAAAAAUUGCUCUCGGAAACCAUUAUCAUGAUUAUUAUUAUUAUUACCAUUAUUAUGGUUACUCUCGAUUGAAAUGAUUAGAGCUUGGAAGAUGGCUGUGGGUGUCGAUGUUCACCCCUCACAGAGGUGGCCGCAGGAGAUGAAGAAUUACGAUAA
Spirodela intermedia is the source of this 2044-nucleotide messenger RNA. NCBI's taxonomy places the organism in Eukaryota, Viridiplantae, Streptophyta, Magnoliopsida, Alismatales, Araceae. The record is from the annotation of a GenBank genome assembly.